AUGCCUUCUCCUGAACAAAGACCCACCGUAUUCUUGCAGAACGCCUGCUACGAGCAUCAAUAUAUUCGCUCGAAGGACUCUUCUUUGAUUGUAGAGCGCCCCGAGCGACUUCGUGCAGUUAACCUAGGCUUGGCAGCGGCAAUAGCUCGCCUCGGGGAUUAUUCCGACGCGCCAGUGGCGCCAGGCAAACCAGACGAUUCCGACGCGUCAGAUCUAGCGGAUGCUCUGAGUCGUAUAGAUAUCAAUAGAAGCAGCACGCGAGAUGAGCCCGUGAACACCAUUCGCAGCUCUGCAUCUGUUCAACUCAUGAACAAUCCUGCCCUCAAAUUUAUUCAUGGAGACAUCGACGGCGACAAGUACCUGGAGAACCUGACUUUAUGGAUCAAAGAAAGUCGAACCAAGAUCGCGAAUGACCAGUCAGAAAUACCUGACGGGCUUUCUCAAGGCGAUCUUUAUUUAUGUCCUGGCACUCUCGACGCCAUUCAGGGUGCUCUUGGUACCGUUUGCGAAGCCGUCGAUACUGUCGUGAAUACCAAAGAUUCAGCGCCGCGAGCCUUUGUUGCUAUUAGACCGCCUGGUCAUCAUUGUGGUGAAGACACGCCGUCGGGAUUCUGCUUCGUUAACAACGUCGCCGUCGCUGCGGCACACGCCCAUCUCAAUCACGGGGUUAAUCGCGUUGUCAUCUUCGAUAUCGACCUACAUCAUGGCAAUGGGACUCAGUCCAUUGCUUGGCAGAUAAACGAAGAGACAUAUCGAAAGACAAUUGAAGCCGAAGCAGGCGCUUCUGCGAAACCUGGCCCUCAGAUUUACUAUGGGUCCAUACACGAUAUUCUUUCAUACCCCUGUGAGGAUGGGAAACCAGAGCUAGUCCAAGCUGCUUCAGUCUCAAUACAUGGGAACCAUGGGCAGUAUAUUGAGAAUAUCCACCUCGAAGAGUACACUUCAGAAGAUCAUUUCUGGAAUGACCUGUAUCCUAACCGGUACAAGCGGCUCUUCUCCAAAGCCAAACAAUUCCUUGAUAGCACCGGUGGGCCAGGGGAUGAUGUGAUGGUUUUCAUCAGCUGCGGCUUUGAUGCGUGCGAGCACGAAUACUCAUCGAUGUCUCGACAUAAUCGGAAAGUUCCAACGUCAUUCUACUAUCAAUUUGCCAGGGACGCGAUCGAGUUCAGCGAUCGGUAUGCUCGCGGGCGGUUGGUCAGCGUCCUUGAAGGCGGAUACAGCGAUCGAGCUCUGACAAGCGGUACGCUGGCCCUUUUAUGUGGACUGGUUGGUGGUACCACUACCAUCGACCAAUCGUGGUGGAAGACAGAACAUCUUGAGGAGUUGGAGAAGGCUGCGAAGAAGAAACGAGGGGGGAGGCAAUCUCUGUCCACUGCACCCCAGGACCCUUGGCUUGCGCGAACCAUGUCGGUGUUCUCUGCAUUGGAAGCUGAGGGACCAAGGCCUUCGAAGAAGGCUGGUGUGCCGGUUCCCAUAUCAUCAAGAACACUACGCGAAAGAAAGACGGGGCCUGCUUCGAACGUGAAAGCCGCCACGCCUACUGCCUCGAAGCCUACAUCCCCUGCUGCUAAAUCCAUUGCGAUCCAGAAACCAAGGCCUCAGUCAAGAGGCGAAGGUGAUGCUUCGUCGUUGUCGUCUCUGAGUUCACAGAGCUCAGACGCUGAGAGCGGAGUUCCACCUGCUAGGAAACUACCCAAGGUCAUUCUACGUCUAGGACCGAAACCGGAGGAAUCUAGCUGA
Messenger RNA from Pleurotus ostreatus (oyster mushroom), 1740 nucleotides. RefSeq lists its product as uncharacterized. NCBI's taxonomy places the organism in Eukaryota, Fungi, Basidiomycota, Agaricomycetes, Agaricales, Pleurotaceae. The transcript is spliced from 7 exons. The record is from RefSeq and is a predicted model, not a curated record. Bases 1 to 1740 code for a protein of 579 amino acids. Gene Ontology annotation, molecular function: histone deacetylase activity. Gene Ontology annotation, cellular component: nucleus.